Messenger RNA from Ornithorhynchus anatinus (platypus), 4810 nucleotides. It is a transcript of the gene JADE2, whose product is annotated as jade family PHD finger 2. The transcript has 12 exons. Gene Ontology annotation, biological process: regulation of transcription by RNA polymerase II. The record is from RefSeq and is a predicted model, not a curated record. Bases 266 to 2815 code for a protein of 849 amino acids. Gene Ontology annotation, cellular component: histone acetyltransferase complex. Lineage: Eukaryota; Metazoa; Chordata; Mammalia; Monotremata; Ornithorhynchidae.
GCGGCAUCCAUGGAGUUACUUUGAAUCCACUCCUAGGAGGGAGAAGGUGUCACUCGGGCGCUGGCGGGGGCUGGUCUUGGCGAGGGCUGUUUCGCGGUGGAUGUUUUGGGGAUUUUUGGCCAUGAUACCGGAUUGAUCUGCGUGGUGGAUUUGAAUUUUUUUUCUUCCCCCAUGAUCUUUUAAUUUCUGGAGCAUCCCCCCUCCCCUCCCCGCCCCCCUCCUCUUAACCUGAGGGGUAGGCUCAACUCGGGGACACCUCUGCAAGAUGGAAGAGAAGCGGCGAAAAUACUCCAUCAGCAGUGAUAACUCAGACACCACUGACAGCCACAGCACGUUGCGAUGCUCCAGGCCCCUGAGCACCAAGUCCAGCUGGCCCCGGCAGAAGGAGAAGAAACCCUCUGAGGUCUUCCGCACGGAUCUCAUUACCGCCAUGAAGAUUCCCGACUCAUACCAACUAAGCCCGGAUGAGUACUACAUCCUGGUGGACUCCUGGAGGCAGGAGUGGGAGAAAGGCGUCCAGGUGCCCGCAGGGGCGGAAGCCAUCCCCGAACCCGUGGUCAGGAUCGUGCCCCUGCUGGAGCCUUCCCCAGCCCAGGCUUCCCCUCACAGCCUCUCCGGGGCGGACCUCUCGGAGGUCACCCAGACGUACUGCCAGGAGGUCAGUCGCUACGACCUGGAUGAGAUCGAUGCCUACUGGCUGGAGCUGGUCAAUCUGGAGCUCAAGGAGAUGGAAAAGCCGGAGCUGGAUGAGAUCACGCUGGAGCGGGUCCUGGAGGAACUGGAGACGCUGUGCUACCAGAACAUGAACACGGCCAUCGAGACCGAGGAGGGCCUGGGCAUCGAGUAUGACGAGGAUGUUGUCUGCGACGUGUGCCGCUCGCCUGAGGGGGAGGAUGGCAACGAGAUGGUCUUCUGUGACAAAUGCAAUGUCUGCGUCCACCAGGCCUGUUACGGGAUCCUGAAGGUGCCUACGGGCAGCUGGCUGUGCCGGACAUGUGCGCUGGGUGUCCAGCCCAAGUGUUUGCUCUGCCCAAAGAGAGGAGGAGCCUUGAAACCCACCCGGAGCGGGACCAAGUGGAUCCACGUGAGCUGUGCCUUAUGGAUACCUGAAGUGAGCAUCGGGUGCCCUGAGAAGAUGGAGCCUAUCACCAAGAUCUCUCACAUCCCAGCGAGCCGGUGGGCCCUGUCCUGCAGUCUGUGCAAAGAGUGUACGGGCACGUGUAUCCAGUGUUCCAUGCCAUCCUGUAUCACGGCAUUCCAUGUCACGUGCGCCUUCGACCACAGCCUGGAGAUGCGGACUAUAUUAGCGGAGAACGACGAAGUGAAGUUCAAGUCCUUCUGCCUGGAGCACAGUGGCGGGACCCCGAAGCCGACAGCCGAGGAGGCCCGGGGCCCGCGGGGCGACGCCAGCUCAUGGUCGGAGUCCGACCCGGCCCAGCUGGACCUGGAGAAGGUGACCCUGCGGAAGCAGAAGCUCCAGCAGCUAGAGGAGGACUUCUACGAACUGGUCAAGCCCUCCGAGGUGGCCGAGAACCUGGACCUGACUGAGACGCUGGUGGAUUUUGUCUAUCAGUACUGGAAACUGAAGAGGAAAGCCAAUUCCAACAAGCCCCUGCUCAGCCCCAAGACCGACGAGGUGGACAAUCUGGCCCAGCAGGAGCAGGAUGUGCUGUACCGACGCCUCAAGCUGUUUACCCACCUCAGGCAAGACCUCGAGAGGGUUAGGAAUCUGUGCUACAUGGUGACCAGGCGAGAGAAAAUGAAACACUCCAUCUGCAAACUUCAGGAGCAAAUAUUCCACCUUCAGAUGAAACUUAUUGAAAAGGAUCUAUCUCGAGAGCGGUCCGGGAAGAGGGCAAAAGGGAAGAAAGGAGACUCCAAAAGGAAAGGAAGAGAUGGCCGGAAAAGCAGCCCCGAAAAGGAAGAGAAAGUGAAAUCUGGGAGCGAGUCGGUCCUGGGACAGCUUGGCCUGUCCACGUCCUUCCCCAUCGACGGCACGUUCUUCAACAGCUGGCUGGCCCAGUCGGUGCAGAUCACCACCGAGAACAUGGCCAGGAGCGAAUGGUCCCUCAACCGUGGGCACCACGAAGAUAGCGCCCCCAGCCUGCUGUCCGAGGAACUGCUGCAGGACGAAGAGACGCUGCUCAGCUUCAUGAUGGACCAUUCGCUCAAGUCCCCUUUCAGGCAGAGCGGCCCCGCCAAGAGAGCCAAAAGCAAAACCCGGCUGAGCGGCAAAAAGAAGCCCUCCAGGAACGGACUGAACACCAUCUUCAAGAGCCAGCGGGACGCAGACCUGUGGACUCCGGCCAGGCUCCUGAAGCCCUUCAACAGCAGGGCCGGGAGAGGCCCGGCCGGCCUCCCCUCUGAGGGCCGGGCGGCCGGGGGGGAACCCAAAAAGGCAGCCAGGAAAGGGUCUUCCCAGCCCCCCGGCCCACAGGCCGGCGACCCCCACGCCUCGGCGGGCUCGGGGAGCGCCCCCGGCGAAGAGGCGGGGCGCCGGGCCCGGCCGGAAGCCAACGGCCUCGCUCACCCGCCCGGUCCCCCCGGGAGCCCGAAGACGGUCGUGAGGUUCAAACUACCAAAGGAGGGCCGGAGCCCGAGGAAGCCUCCUGGGCAGAAGCCCGAGGGUGGGCACAGGGCUCCGGGCAGUGAGCGGCCCAAGGUCGGCUUGCAUCUGGACCCCGAAACCGACGGCUACUUCUCUGACAUAGAGAUGAGUGACUCCGAGCCAGAAUCCGGGGGGGGCCGGGGGCCGAGGGCCCAGGGGGAGCCAGGCAGCGAGGAGGUGGUCCAGAGGAGCAUCUUGGCAUCCUAACUCAGCCAGGUAGCCAACUGUGACAGUUCUCAUGAGGCCUCAACCCAGUUACAACUGCCAUUUUCAAUCCCUGCCCGGUACCACAGAGCAAGGGGGUUUUUUUGUAAAGAAUGCACACCGCCUCUCAAAGUCAGCACCGUUCUCCUCCUCUGGCCUCCCCCCCAACAACCCCCCCCAUCCGCCGGACCCAAAGCUUCGGCUUCACCGACAGAGAUGACAAGCAGCCACCCCUUCCCGCCCGGCCAUGGGUCCCAAGUAAGCGAAACGCAAGCAUGAGCGUGAAAGAGCGGUCCCCGGACUCCCCUGAGCCGAGCGGGGUCUUCCGGGACGGAAAUAAAGAGGUCUGAUCUUGCCGGUAUCCAUUGUUUCUGCAGGGAUGACCGUUUCUAUGGGCAUUAUUUAAGGACACGACGGCCGCUCCAGGUCAGGAGGGCUUGCCCCUCUGGGCUGGGGACAGGUCAGGAGGUCAGAGGCGGGGUCCCCGGGAAAACCACCUGCACACCCCCUCCCUCGGGGCAAAGUGGAAGAGGCCCUGGGGAAGUAAAAUAAGCGACAUUCAAUAAGACGAAUGCACGAAUAAAUGACAAAGCACAAAAAGCUUAUUUGAAGAAAAAGCACUUAAGAGUCGAGGGAAAUGGCCCGCGGGGUCCUGUUGGAUCGAAGCCUGUCCGCUGUCUGGCCUUUCUCACCUAGCCCGGUCCGAUCCGCUUCUAGCGCCACAAGCCGUCCGGGGUCCACGGUUCUGUCUGCCAAGUCUGCCUGGGGUGGACCCCGACCCCAGCCCCGACCCCUUCCCCGUCCCUGUCCCCGGUUCUGGCUCCCGGGAAACCUCGGUCCGUCCCAGCCCCAAGGGUGGGGGAGGCGGGGGUGGGGGCGUCACUGCCCGUUUGUUUCUAAAGUCACUUUACUCAGGUGAAUCAGAGAGCCUUGACCAAAACACUCGGGCCAGGGAGGUCCUGAGGCAGCAGGAGGAGAGGACGUUGGAGAAGGGUGGGCUUAGCGUGGACUUGGUGAAAAAUCACUUGAAAAACUUGAAUGUUGAACCAGCGAGUCGGAUCCCUUCCCUGGCCUCUCCCCCGAGCACCGCCGUCUCCCCACCACCCGGGUCGUCCCCGGGGGGGUUCCCUGGGCCGGGAACACGUCUCCCCUGUCCUACUAGAACGGCGGCCCGUUGCUUCCUCUUUCCUCCUGGGGAUGCCACCUCCUGACCCACCGGGGCGCUCCCGGGAGGCCAUUUGCCCAAGUGGGAAAUCCUGCAGUCCCUCCCCUUGCUCCCCACCCCCUCCUCCCCCCAAAUCCCCUCCUAAGCCUUAAACGUCGUUGAGAAGAGCCCACAUUCUCGUCCCAACUUCGUCAGGCCAAGUUUCUGUGUUUGCACUUAACCACCCCGCCCCUUCCGUGCUGGCUUCCGAGAUGACAGUUGAGUUGUUCUACACGCUUUCUUGGAGUGGCCCCAGUGUUGAUAGCUCAGGGAACAAAACAAACAAACAAAAAAAAAUGAAUUCAGUGAAACCAUGACUUUUUUUUUUCAUUUUUGAAACCUGGGACACUUAUUGCAACUGGGGAAACCAGAUCUUUCCAACAGGAGCCUUGCCGAUGUCAAAUGAAUCCGCUGAAUAAUUUUGUGAAUGCCAAAGAAUAUUCUGACAAUAAUGCAGCACAGCCAGGAACCGGAAACUCGUCACAUGACAUGAACAAAAAAUGAAAACACCACCACCACCAACAACAAAAAUAAAACGAGUUAUUUAGCAACAGAGGAGUAGAAGUUUGUUCAUCCCGCAUCGUCAAGGUAUUCUAUCCCAAGCUCUCCGAAGAAAAUUCUCUUCACAGCCGGACCACACCCCGCCGUUUUGAUUUCUGAUGCUUUGCUGCUUCCAUACAGGGCUUUCUGGACUCUCCGACUCAAAGGAAAAAUGGACCAUUCAAAUGUUCGUUUGGACAGUACCGUGAAACCAGCGUGGAAAAGUCCUUAUUACAGAUAAAAAUAAAAAUGAA